AUGAGUGACUUCAGUCAGCUGUACCAACAGGGGCUGUACCUCUCGCCGGACCAACAGGACCUCCUGCUGGCUGCUCUCUCUUCCAACAACCCUGCCCCAAAGCAGCAGUCCCACCUCCAUCAAACGCCUUCGGUUAAGCCCAUCCACAGCCCCGACCGGUCAUCUUCUCAUGGUGCCAGUGCCCCGCCCUCUGGAGGAUUCGACAGCGCUCAGCUGAGUGCACUGGGAUUUGCGGAAGAUGAGAGCCCGUUUCUUGAUUUCAAUCCUGAACUAGACUUUGAGUUCCCGGACUCGGCAAACCUCAUCGGCGACCUUCCUGGUGCCGCGACGUCGAAUGAAUAUGACAUUGGCGAGAAGCGCAAGUCUAUGGAUGGCAAAUCUGAAGUUGACGGUGAUGAAAAUGGCAAGAAACGACGAGAGAGCGAGGCAAAGAAGCCUGGUCGGAAGCCACUCACCUCAGAACCAACCACGAAACGCAAAGCUCAGAAUCGGGCUGCUCAACGUGCAUUCCGUGAGCGUAAAGAAAAACAUCUGAAAGAUUUGGAAACCAAAGUGGAGGAAUUACAGAAGACGUCCGACAACGCCAAUCAGGAGAAUGGUCUACUUCGUGCUCAGGUGGAAAGAUUGCAAGUUGAACUACGAGAGUAUCGCAAGCGUCUCUCCUGGAUGACGAGCAGCAAUGGCCUCUCAGCCAUGAGUGCGAUUCCCAGCGCUCAUUCUCAAGGGGCAUAUGGUCUGCAAAACAGUGAAUUCCUCUUCGACUUCCCCAAGUUCGGUGAUCUUCCAGGGUCACACCUGUUCAACGGCCAGUCGAACAAGAAUGAUCAGACUCAGAACAGGAACCAACCCUCUCGUGCUCCGGGGGUGCUAGCCCGUGAUGCACUGGGAGGUAUAUCGGCCGCUCCGACGGUCAAGUCCACUACAAACACCGAUACCACCGGACCUGGAAGCGUGAACUCUUACUAUGCGGGCUCCGCCGGCACCACUCCCAGCAGUGUGCACUCAAGCAGAACUACAUACAAUAGUUACAAGACAGCUUCGGCAUCACACCGGGAAGCCUCGACCUCGGACUCUCCUUCCUCUUCCUCGGACUCACAUCAAAGUCAGCUGCUCUCGUCGAACGGCACCUCACCUGAGCCGAGCUUGAGCUCUCCACUCCAAACAAAACCUAGUGACAACAUCAACGCAUGUGAGAUCCAUGGCUCCAAUGGUGAGGAAUCCUUCUGCGCCAAGCUCGGCAUGGCCUGCGGCAACAUCAAUAACCCUAUUCCAGCUGCGCGGGAUGAGUCCAAGCCCAAAAGUGUAUCAAGCGACCAGUCUGAAACUGCUCCGGCUCAGGACCAGGUUGCAUUCGACUGGCUGGCCCACCAGAAUGGCGGUCAGUUUGACCCCGUUCUCUUCGGAGACUGGCGAGAGCCCCAGGACGCUGUAUUGUCUCAGGACUUUGGGUCGUUCUUCAACGACGCUUUCCCAUUGCCUGAUCUUGGAAGCCCCUCCCACAACAUUACCGAAGUGUCCACUCAACCAAAUCAGCAACCUCCAAAGAAGGACCUGAUUGCUCAAAUUGAUAGCAAGCUAGAGGAGGAAGUUGUUCCUGGAGAGGACAAGACUCAAAUGCUGACCUGUACGAAGAUCUGGGACCGUCUCCAAUCCAUGGAGAAAUUCAGGAAUGGCGAGAUCGACGUCGACAACCUUUGUUCGGAACUGCGCACUAAAGCUCGCUGUUCUGAGGGGGGCGUCGUUGUCAACCAGCGCGACGUGGACGACAUUAUGGGUCGUGCUAAAUAA
Messenger RNA from Penicillium oxalicum, 1788 nucleotides. It is a transcript of the gene yap1, whose product is annotated as putative bZIP transcription factor AP-1/Yap1. Gene Ontology annotation, cellular component: RNA polymerase II transcription regulator complex. The transcript is spliced from 3 exons. Gene Ontology annotation, molecular function: transcription cis-regulatory region binding; DNA-binding transcription activator activity, RNA polymerase II-specific. The coding region runs from base 1 to 1788 and encodes 595 amino acids. Lineage: Eukaryota; Fungi; Ascomycota; Eurotiomycetes; Eurotiales; Aspergillaceae. The record is from RefSeq and is a predicted model, not a curated record.